AUGGCACCCAACACAGGAGACUCUAAUGUGAAUGAUGGACAACCGACACAGCUUUUAGAUGGCACUGCAGGGCAGGAGCAGGAGCGAGAAGAAGGCAUUUGGUCUUCCAUACUGGAUAGUGUAUCGUCCACUAAAGCUAUUCCAACAAAAAACGCAAUAAUACUAGGUGAUAAGGAGUCAGGAAAAUCCACUCUCAUCAGUUAUUUAAAAGGUGAAGACGAUUUUGAGACGUCGGACCGCAACAAUAGUCUUAACAAAGCAGAAGAUGGAUUACCAAGAGGAGACUAUCAGAAUAAUGACUUGGCACUUAGUUAUACAUUUGUUGAUAUCGAUGAUGAAGAAACUGAAGAAGAUGACACAAUCGCUCGUCUAGGUUUUUACCAGCUGGCGAGCUCAGACAAAGCCUAUAAUUCUUUGCUUCGCUUUGCUCUCAAUUUAACAACACUACAAGAGUCGGUCAUUAUUAUAGUCUUGGAUUGGUCUCGUCCGUGGACGUUCAUCGAGACGUUGCAACGUUGGAUCAAAGUGGUUGAACAGGCAAUCAAUUCUGUGAAGCAAGAGGGCGAUUCUGGUUCAAAGACUGGUUGGACAAAGGGCAAAGUUCUAGUUGAAGAAAUGGCGGAAUUAUUGGAAAAGUUUAUUCAGUCAUAUACCGACUCCGAGACAUCUGCACCUAAUUCCAACGUUCUUGAACCUGAAUCGGAGGUAGCACUUCCCAUGGGUCCAGGAACUCUAACCACUAAUUUGGGCAUUCCGUUAAUUGUUGUUUGCGCAAAGUCUGAUAAUAUUUCAAAUCUCGAGCAAGAUUCUAAGUUUAAAUUCAAAGAAGAACAGCUGGAAUUCAUACAGCAAAAUUUACGAACAGUCUGUCUUAAAUAUGGCGCUGCUUUGUUUUACACAUCUACCCGACAUCCAGAAACAAUCGGAAAUCUUCGUAAAUACAUCCUCUAUAGACUCCUUGGUGCAAAAGCAUCUUCAAGCACCAACAAAUCCGCAUUUGCUUUUAACUUAAAGACUGAUGUUGUAAACAAAGAGAGAGUAAUGAUUCCGACUGGAUGGGAUUCUUGGGCAAAGAUCAAAAUUUCCCGAGAAUUCGAUUGUAAGGGUGUAUCAGAAGGAUGGGAUGACGACAUGGAACCAAGGGAUAGUAAUCAAACAGAGGAUAGUAGUGUGAGUGCCAAAAAGAUAUACGCCGAAGUUAUCUAUCAGGAAGACGACGACAAUCCGUUGUCAGAACAAGUUAUGAUUGUUGCUGAAGACGAACAAGACUUCUUUAAGGGAUAUUAUGAUUCAAUCUCGAAACAGAAUGGCGAUAAAGUGCAAAUGGCACCAUCGGUGGUUGGGCCAAUGGGUGCAGCAGCCUAUACAGCUGCAUAUACUAACAUUGGCGGAAUCGACGAAGAGAAAUGGGCUAAAUUCGGAAUUGGCAAAGAUCAAAGCAAAAGCAGCACAAGCAAUGUGCCGGCUGUUAACGGUGAGGCUCCAAAUGGCCCUGUAAAUGGCGUAGGGACAUCGACGCAACCGCCUUCCCAGAAUGAAGUUCUUGCUAAUUUCUUCCAAGGGCUUCUUGAAAAGAGGGCAGGCACAAGUAGAUCCCCACAACCGCCUGCGAAUGGUUCCACAGCCAAUUUGGCUUCAGGAAACCCUAAACUAUCGACUGUUGCUAUGGUACAGGUAGAACUUGAGAAAAUGAAAGCAACUGCUGGUACUGUCGGCAAGUGA
Paraglomus occultum is the source of this 1722-nucleotide messenger RNA. The record is from the annotation of a GenBank genome assembly. NCBI's taxonomy places the organism in Eukaryota, Fungi, Glomeromycota, Glomeromycetes, Paraglomerales, Paraglomeraceae.